Botrytis porri is the source of this 1695-nucleotide messenger RNA. RefSeq lists its product as uncharacterized. Gene Ontology annotation, cellular component: cytosol; nucleoplasm; centrosome. The transcript has 5 exons. Lineage: Eukaryota; Fungi; Ascomycota; Leotiomycetes; Helotiales; Sclerotiniaceae. The coding region runs from base 1 to 1695 and encodes 564 amino acids. The record is from RefSeq and is a predicted model, not a curated record.
AUGUUCUCAUCUGGUCGUAUUUCUGCUAAAGAAAGAAUGCGAAAUUCGAAACCUGAUGAACAUGGUAUCCCGUUGUUGCCAUCUAGUGUUUUACCACCUUCUUACUCCUUCGAGGAUCUGUAUCGAGAGCUUGUCGACAAAAAACAGCAAGGUGAGGAUGAGGAACUAGAAAACCUCGUCAUCCUUGCCAGCAGCUUGAAGGAAAAUUCGAACAUAUCGAAAAAUGCAGAUGAUGAUAUAUGGCAUGAGAAGCUUGAAGACUAUUUAUCAAAGAAAUUACUACCUGAUGGCAAGAUAUUCUCGUUAGACAAGAUUGAUGAAGGAGACACCCCAGACAAAGUCCACCAAAUCAAGCAAUGUAAAGAGAAAUAUAGCCUCUGCAUUCUUGCAAUAGAGAACCUACUUAUUAUCUCUUCGAAAACAUCACAACCACCGAAGAACUCAACACUUCUUCCCCUCAUCCCAUUCACUAAUGCCAAUUACGCCUGGACGACUCCCCAGUCUCAACUCAUCGCCAUCACAAUACUCGGUAAAUAUGAAUCUUACGUAAAGUCUCCCGAGUUCUUGGUCAACCACCUUCUAAGAUCUUUUAUCCGUCUCAUAUUCUCUGAAGCCCCCACUCCCGAAUCCAUUACUGCAUCUUCCCGGAAAGCACUUCCAUCAUCUGCACCACCUCGUCAUUUCGAUAUCCUCGAGUCCUCUCCUUCAAAACAACCUUGGAGGUCAAAUAUUCCAUACACGAUACCUGUUUUACAAUGGAUCGUGAAUGUUAUUCCAUCGGAUCUUCUCCGUGCGCAAGCAUGGCCUCUAUUAACCACUCCUAUUCUGAUACUCCUCGAUUCACCAUCGAAUCCAAUCCGAAUCCACGCUCUUCGAAUCCUUCCCACGCUAUUUUCAAAAAUGGGUAAUAAAUUGCUUCAACAAACAGGACUAGGUGACGUUUUCGAGAACACUAUCCACCCAGUUUUGUUAUUCUUACCAUCUACGACACCCGUUGAAGAAACACUUAAAUUAUUGCCAGAGGGAUACAAAGCUUUAAAUGCACUUUGUAAUGCGAUAUGGCCUAGUAAGGGAGACGAAGAGGCUUCCAGCAGUGUAACCACCAUUGCCAUAAAGAAACCCUUGAAACACAACACCAUCCCUUCCAAAUCACCAGCUCAGCUUCGUCUCGCAUUUCUUGACAGAAUAAUUCGGCAUGCUAUUCUUCCCGCUUACUUACACUGUCAAGAAAUCCCUUCCGUGGUUGAGAUACUGGUUGUACAAAUCGGUAUCAUCAUCCCAGAGAUGAAUAUUUCGGGCGUGAAACAUCUCAAGGAUAUAUUGCCUAUAUUGGUAAAUAUUCUAUCGAACCCAUUCUUCCCUGAGACCUCUCCAUCACUCGUUAUCAAUACGCUGAAGACACUAAGAGGAGUGGCUCUCGUCCUUUGGCCACGUAUUAGUACUGAUGAACAUCGAUUGGUUAUUAUAAGUGCUUUGACACUUCUAAACUGCCAUAUUUGUUCAAAAGUAGAUGAAAAAUCUGAGGAAAAGAAAGGGAAAAAUUCGGAGAUAUUGAAUGAGCUACUAGAGACGGGAAAAGUAUUUACAGCGGUGGUCCAACAGGCAGGAGAUGAGAAAGAAAGAGAGAGUUUUGAGCAAGAGUUGGCGAGGAUUAUCGAGGCUGAUGGAACGCUGACUAGAGUUUUCCCGAGAUGA